GGUUAAGAACCGGCACACGCUUCUUCCUUCUGCCUUUACUUUUUUUGCUGAUUUAGCCUUAAACAGCUCAAAAUCCACAGCUGAAGAUGGAUGUUUCUUGUCAUCUUCUGGCGAUUACUGGGGUUUUAACUUUAGUUUUACUGUAUAGAUUCAAUCUAUGGAGGUUAAGAGAUCAGAGUCAUAAGGGCAAAUUAUUAGCUCCAGAACCAUCAGGAACCUUGCCAAUCAUAGGUCACCUACAUCAAUUGGGUGCUGAGAAAACACUGGCUCGAACCUUGGCUCGCCUGGCUGAUAACUAUGGUCCUAUCUUCACUAUAUGGCUCGGGGUUCACCGCACGGUUGUUGUAUGCAAUCAUGAUACAAUCAAGGAGUGCUUCACGACAAAUGACAAGGUUUUGGCAUCCAGGCCAAGAUCAAGCCAUGGACAGUACCUUAGUUACAAUUACGCAGCCUUUGCUUUCACAUCUUAUGGCCCUUUUUGGCGUAACAUGCGUAAGAUGGUGUUGGUUGAACUCUUGUCGAGCCACAGGCUCAAGUCACUUAAGCACGUUCAGGUCUCUGAGGUUAACAAUCUGAUGAAUGAUCUAUAUUUGCUCUGCAAGCAAGAGCAAGGCUCAGCCAAGAUAGUGAUCAGCGAAUGUUUCGAUCAUCUGACAUUGAAUAUGAUUACGAGAAUGAUUGCAGGGAAGAGAUACUUCAACUCUGCUAAUGGUGGAGAUGAACAAGGGAGACGAAUAGGGAAACUUAUGAAGGAGUACAUGUAUAUUUCUGGUGUUUUUGUUCCAUCUGAUUUAAUCCCAUUUCUAUGGUGGAUGAAUUUUCUUGGACCAGUGAAAGCUAUGAAGCGUUUGUCAAAGGAAUUUGAUUCAUUGAUGGAAAGUUGGAUUGAUGAACAUAAAUUAAAGAGAAUGAAGAUGAGCGAUGACUCCAUGAACAUGGAGGAGGACUUCAUUGAUGUGAUGCUAUCUUUACUGGAGGAUGAUUUCUUUGGUCAUUCUCGGGAAGACAUUAUCAAGGGCACUGCAAUGACCCUUAUCAUAGCUGGUGCUGAUACAACAUCUAUCACCCUAACAUGGAUCUUGUCCAAUUUGUUAAACAAUAGACGGACACUAGAGCUUGCCGUAGAAGAACUAGACCACAAGGUUGGCAAGGAACGAUGUGUAGAAAAUUCUGACAUUGAAAACCUAGUAUACAUCCACGCCAUUGUUAAAGAAACACUGCGUCUGUAUCCGCCAGGUCCACUGGCAGUUCCACACGAGGCUACAGAAGAUUGUCGCAUUGCAGGAUAUCACAUACCAAAGGGCACUCGUGUAUUUGCCAAUUUGUGGAAAUUGCAUCGAGAUCCAAAAAUCUGGACGAAUCCUGACGAGUUCAUGCCUGAAAGAUUCCUUACAGAUCAUGCGAAGUUGGAUGUUUCAGGUCAGAAUUUCGAGUAUAUACCAUUUGGGUCUGGAAGACGAGCGUGUCCUGGGCUUAAUUUUGCAAUACAAGCUAUACACUUGACCCUUGCUAGGUUGCUUCAGGGGUUUAGCUUGACAACGCCGUUGAAUGAGCCAGUGGACAUGAGUGAAGGCUUGGGGAUUACCUUGCCCAAGGCUACUCCCCUGGAGAUUAAGAUAACACCACGCCUCCGUCCUGAACUAUAUGGAUGUUAGACAACUGUUUGUGAAAUUGACAAGCUGAAAAUAAUUCUGAAGUAUAUAUGUUAUUUCUUGAGCUAAAUCUGUGAAUUUUGCAUUCUAAUUGUAUACCUUAGAAUACCAGUCUUAUAAGCUAUUCAA
Molecule: messenger RNA, 1781 nt
Organism: Manihot esculenta (cassava)
Lineage: Eukaryota; Viridiplantae; Streptophyta; Magnoliopsida; Malpighiales; Euphorbiaceae
Product: cytochrome P450 CYP82D47
Exons: 2
Coding region: 87-1655 (522 amino acids)
Biological process (GO): defense response to other organism
Molecular function (GO): heme binding; iron ion binding; oxidoreductase activity, acting on paired donors, with incorporation or reduction of molecular oxygen
Source: RefSeq, a predicted model, not a curated record